Messenger RNA from Apus apus (common swift), 1245 nucleotides. It is a transcript of the gene REC114, whose product is annotated as REC114 meiotic recombination protein. NCBI's taxonomy places the organism in Eukaryota, Metazoa, Chordata, Aves, Apodiformes, Apodidae. The record is from RefSeq and is a predicted model, not a curated record. Bases 1 to 1221 code for a protein of 406 amino acids. The transcript is spliced from 7 exons.
AUGACCAGCUUAUCACCGAGGGCAGUCACGGCUCCGGGCGCCUCCGCCGUCGCCUCCUUCUCCCCGCGCAGGCCUGAUCGCGCCCCUCACAAAAUGGCGGUCGUGCCCGGCCCGGCACCCCCGCUUCUCCCCCUCCGCAGCGCCAGGCAAUGCCGCCACACGGGCACACCCGGAGGCUGUUCGGAGAAGCGGGAGGAAGCAGCAGAACUCCCCUCAGAGAGGAGACACGAAGGAACGGGAGGGCCGCAGGACGGCGGCGCCCUGAGGGGAGCUGAGCAACAUGGCGGCACCUCCCGCCCCCGGCCGGGAAGGAGCAGCAGCGCGAGCCCGAGCGCGCCGCCUCAUUGGCUCGCCUUUCCCCGCCGCCCGCUGAUUGCCGCGGCGGGCCCGCCCCUCGGCGGCCCCCUCAGCGCGGCGAUGGCGGCGGGCGCGGCGCGCGGCCCCCGGGCGGGACAGGCCGCGGCCCCGGGCGGGCCCGGUGACGCCUCCCUGGGGCUCGGCAGCGCCGCGACGUGGCCCCUGCAGCGCUAUGCCCGCUUCCUGCCCCCGGCGGACGGCGACGACGACGACGAUGAUGGGCAAAACACCUCGUCUUGGAAGGUCUUUGAAUCAAAUGAAGAAUCAGGCCAUAUUAUCCUUACUAUUGUUGUAUCUGGACAUUUCUUUAUUUCCCAAGGACGAACAGUACUGGAAGGCUUUUCAUUAAUUGAUUCCCACAAGUGGUUAAAGAUAGUAAGAAGAGCAGACUGCCUGCUGCUUUGUGCACAGUCAAAGCAGAAUGAGAGCCGCCUGUUCCGUGUUCAGUUUGGUGGAGAUUCCCAGGAGGAGAGGCUGGGACACUGCAGCAGUUGUGUGCAGAAGCUUGGGGAGUAUCUACCAGUUCAAGUGGCUGAGGAGCAAAGCCAGCAGCUCUGCCACAGCCUCGGGCAGGCUGGCAGUCAAAACCAGGUGAAGGACCCUGACCAGAAUGCAUCUGCACUGCACAUACCAGAUGAGCCUCUACCAGCUUCCUGCUCCAGCCUUGGAGAAAGAAGAUCUGUCACACAGCUAGCACAGUGGGUGCUGAGCAGGAAUCCCGAGCUCCCCCUCCUACAGCAGCAGCAGGCGCCGUGGCGGGCACAGGAGCUGGGGCCCUUCAUCCGCUUGUGCCUCCUGGACCAGAACUUCCCAGCUUUUGUGGAAGAUGUGGAGAAGGAACUGAAAAAACUCACAGAAGGCUGAAAAAUACCAACUGGAACAAAGGCU